UCGAAAACCAACAGUCCUCGACUUUGGAGGAUUACACCCAGUAUGCGGAUUGCGCCCUUCUUUGAACUGCCGCCACCAUGUACGUGAGCUACCUGUUGGAUAAGGAAAUCAGCAUGUAUCAAGGUUCGGUACGACACACGGGCCUUAACCUGGGAGCACAGAAUUUUGUAGGACCACCGCAAUACUCGGACUAUGGAGGAUACCAUCCUCAUCAUCAUCACGGACUUGACAACACAGUAACCCCAUCGGGAUCGUGGCCAGCAGCUGCUGCUUACGGACCAACCCGGGAUGAGUGGACCUCAUAUACAGCCGCUUCGGCCACUCAUCACCACUCUGUGCAUCCUGGACUUGGCAACAGCUCGCCAGCCCCAAUUGUCUACGGUCAUGCUGACUACAACCCUUUGCCAUGCACCCCUGGUCAUGGAGUUAUCCAGGCUCUCAGCAGUACGAGUAGUAAUAGCAGUAGCAGCGCAAUCCCUGCUGAGCCCAUCUCACCUGGCAUCAGAAGACAUCCCUACGAGUGGAUGAGGAAGGCAACCCAGCCUCUUGCCUCUUCAUCCUCGUGUUCCUCCUCAGGAAAGACAAGAACAAAGGACAAGUACCGAGUUGUGUACAGUGAUCAUCAGAGGCUGGAGCUAGAAAAGGAAUUUCAUUCCAGCAGGUAUAUCACCAUCAGAAGGAAAGCAGAGUUGGCGGUUUCUUUGGGGCUCUCUGAAAGGCAGGUAAAAAUAUGGUUUCAAAACAGAAGAGCAAAAGAAAGGAAGAUGAACAAGAAGAAAUUACAACAGUCUCAAUCUGGCCAAAUACACAGUGGUUCAGACCAGAUGAGUCCACUGUCUUCUCUGGGUUCAGUGCCUUUAGUCCCUAUUAGCAAUGGUGGAAUCCUUGAAUCCAGUUCUGGAAGUUUACAGGCACAUAUUCCACAAUGAAGUGUAG
Messenger RNA from Protopterus annectens (West African lungfish), 936 nucleotides. RefSeq names its product caudal type homeobox 2 (gene CDX2). Gene Ontology annotation, molecular function: DNA-binding transcription factor activity, RNA polymerase II-specific; RNA polymerase II transcription regulatory region sequence-specific DNA binding. Gene Ontology annotation, biological process: animal organ morphogenesis; regulation of transcription by RNA polymerase II; anterior/posterior axis specification. The record is from RefSeq and is a predicted model, not a curated record. Bases 78 to 929 code for a protein of 283 amino acids. Gene Ontology annotation, cellular component: nucleus. The transcript is spliced from 3 exons. Lineage: Eukaryota; Metazoa; Chordata; Ceratodontiformes; Protopteridae.